AUGGGUGCGGAGUUUUCGAAACACGUGGAUCGGCUAUUGAACGAAGCGGAGGUAUACCAGCUAGCAGUGCAGUCAACCUUUUCAGAGUACGCCAAAUUGCCUCCAGAAAGCGUGGUAGGAGGAGGAGGAGGAGGAGGAGGCGAGUCUGCCGUGACAGGCACGAGAGCAGCGACGAAAGAAGGAUUCGCCGCGAAACGACCAGCCACAGCGGAGGAUGAUGUAGGCUCAGUCUCGCCUUCCCCUGCUUCGCGUCCGUCGGUUGCUGCUGGAUCUCCUGGGGUGGAACAGCGUUACUUGUUGGAAGCAGCACAAGUCGUCAUCAAGAAAGUAUCCGCUAAGAUGGAUCCUUGGGCCAGCCGUCUGUGCCUCCGUCCCCCAACCAAGCGCGACUGCGAGUACGUCCUCUUCCUCUUCCCCUCGCUCGCCGCCUCCGCCUUCCUCACCCCAAUUCGAAACCUUUGUGCGCGCGGUCGUCAAGCGCGUGGCCGUGGACAAGGGCCGGAGACUGCUGCUGUUCGUGGCGGGAGGGGUGAUGAUGGUGCAUACCAUCAAAGGGACCAUCCGCAAGCUGCCUCUGGUUGGCGCGCCGGUGGCCAUGGUGGUUAG
Messenger RNA from Closterium sp. Yama58-4, 606 nucleotides. NCBI's taxonomy places the organism in Eukaryota, Viridiplantae, Streptophyta, Zygnematophyceae, Desmidiales, Closteriaceae. The record is from the annotation of a GenBank genome assembly.